UACGCUCGUGGCGGCACACGCCCUACGACUUCCUCCAUUGUCCUUCUUUCCGAGAUUCUCUCCGCGAGGAAGGAUGGCUCAGAACAAUUAUUUCGGCUUCACCCACGGCGGGACGCAAUAUGGGGCGACCAGCGCCGCCGCAUAUCAGACCGGCCAGGCGGGAUACGCGGUAACCCCGGCGGCUACCGCUGCUACGUACACUCAACGACCCGCUGCCGCAGCCGCGACCGGCUACGAAACCUAUCAGGCGGCUGCCGCCGCGGCCGCGACCGGGACGACUUACGCAGCUGCGAAUCCUGGUACUGUAGCUCAAACUUACGACUACGGCUACGGACGAGCUGCUCCGGCGGCUACGUACGACGCUACCAAAACAUAUUACCAGCAACCAGCAGCUGCUGCAGCAACAUACACCACAACUGAAACACACUAUCAGGCUGCAAAACCUGCUUACAGUACGACCAGUGCCUACACUGGCACUGCCAGACAAGCCACUACGACUGGUCAAGCUAAGACCUAUCAAGCAUCUAGUACAGCUUAUCAGCAAUCGAAUCCUACGCAGAGCGCUACUUAUUCGUCGGGAUACACUGCUCCAGCUACGCCCGCCGCGACCCCAUCAACCGCGACAAAUAAAACGGCGAGUACAACGUAUUCCGGCUACGACGCAGCGCUAUAUAGCGCUGCGACUAUGUAUGUAGCCCAACAGAGUGCAAACAGCAAUUCCACUAACCAGAAGACUGGAGGUUGGCAGGGCUACGGACGGAAGGGAUUCGGAGCUGGUGGGGGAGGGAUGAAGGCAAUGCGGCCCAAGCAGCCACCUAAACCUCAGCAACUACACUAUUGCGAUGUCUGUAAGAUCAGCUGCGCCGGGCCACAGACCUAUCGCGAGCAUCUGGAGGGACAGAAGCACAAGAAGAAGGAGGCUUCCUUGAAGGUGCCGCAGCAGCCACCGGCGCGCGGUGCAGGCAACAGUCUUCGCUGUGAACUUUGUGAUGUGACUUGCACUGGAAACGAUGCCUACGCCGCUCACAUUAGGGGUGCCAAGCAUCAGAAGGUCGUCAAAUUGCACACUAAACUUGGGAAACCGAUACCAAGUGCGGAUCCCACCGUUCUAAACCCGAAACCAGCUGCAGCCGCGAAAGCUGCGACUACCAAGAAGCCGACAGUGACAGCAACGCCUAAAAUCAAUUUCGUCGCCUCUGGAAACUUGGGUACGGUGAAUCAAAAUCAAACUGCUGAGGUUAAGCAGGAGGAACCGGCUGCCGAAGAAACUGUGGAAGAGUCGACGGUCGAUGAGAAGGAUAUUCAACCGGUUGGCCAGGAGUACAUCGAGGAGAAUAAAUCCGAGGACGGAAAGAUCAUAAGCUUCAAUUGUAAGCUAUGCGAGUGCCGAUUCAACGAUCCCAAUGCCAAAGACAUGCAUAUGAAGGGCCGCCGUCACAGAUUCGCCUACAAGAAGAAAGUCAAUCCUGAUUUGAUCGUCGACAUGAAACCGAGCCUUAAGCAGCGCAAGAUGCUGGAGGAGAAACUACGUAGGCAACAAAUGCGCGACGAGUAUUUACGGCGCAGAGAAGAGAUCAAUCAGUUGGGACCUAUGGGGCCCAUGAUGGACGAGGAGAUGAUGUAUUGGGAGGAGAGACGCCGCUACGAGGAGGAAUGCGAGUAUUACGAGUGGUACCGACGGUACGGCCGUGGACCGGGUGCCCCGCCGAUGCCACGUCCGUUCCAAGGACCACCGCCUAUGAUGAUGUUCCCAGGCCCCCAGAGGCGACCGGAUUCGUCGGACGACAAACAUGUAUUGGCGCAUCAUACAACUAUUUAUCCCAAGGAACAAGAACUGUUAGCAGUCCAGAAAAUAGUUUCUAACACCGAGAAAGCAUUGAAGUUUGUGUCGGAUGCUUUGGCUGAGGCUGGUAAAAAGAAUACUCCUGCCAAUGCCAAUGCUACCGCGGCAGCAACGGUACCAGCAGCCGGUACUCCGCAGGCAAAUGCCGAUGCAUUGAAGAAAGAAGAGGCUGACAAGAAGAAGGCAAUCACGCCACAAAAGGAAGAUGGAAGCGAUGGGAAUCUAUUUUCGUUUCAAAAGGAAAAAGAAGAUUCCAGGAUACUUCGUGGCGUUAUGCGUGUCGGAAACUUGGCUAAGGGGCUGUUGCUGUCCGGUGAUAAUCACGUUUGUCUUGUUGUUUUGUGCGCAGAGAAACCUACUAGGACAUUGCUCAAUAAGGUCGCCGAGAUUUUGCCAGGUGAAUUGAAGAAUGUAUCUCCUGAAGAAACUUACAACGUCGGAAAGCAUCCGGAAUCCGCGGCUUUAACUGUCUCGGGGGGCACGGUCACCGUCAGCGUGACGCUCACCAGUCCCCUGAUGCGUGAGUCACCAAAGUCGACUGCAGCAGCAGAUAAUGGUGGACAGCAGCAGCAGGAAGCUGCUCAACUGCAAACAACGCCCGCGGCCCCCACCGUGACGAAACCAGACCCACCAGAUGUACUUCCCAAGGCUAAGUGUUUGGAGGCUUUAGCUGCACUCAGGCAUGCGAAGUGGUUUCAGGCUAGAGCUACCUCGCUGCAGAGCUGUGUUAUGGUUAUCCGUAUAAUGCGCGACCUGUGCAAUCGUGUGCCAACAUGGGGUCCGCUAAAUCCUUGGGCAUUGGAAUUGCUGACUGAGAAAGUGAUCAGUACCGCGGGAGGUCCUCUUAGUCCCGGUGAAGCCUUAAGAAGACUUCUGGAAUGCGUAGCUGGAGGAAUAUUGCUACCGGGUAGUCCAGGAUUAUCCGAUCCGUGCGAGAAGGAGCCGGUCGACGCGAUAGGAAAUAUGACGUCCCAACAGCGGGAAGACAUAACCGCGUCCGCGCAGCACGCACUGCGACUAGUGGCGUUCCGCCAGAUUCACAAAGUCCUGGGUAUGGAGCAACUGCCGCCGCCGAAGUUCAAGGGACGAUUUGCCCGGAAGCGAAGACGCGACAACAGCAACGGGGAGGGCACGGACAGCGAGGCUUCGAAGAAGGACAAAAAGGCGGAGGAGAUCAAAAUGGAGACAGACUCCAAAUAGAAGAUCUACCAAAACAUUCGUACGGCGAUGCGAAUUACCUAUUGUCUAAUGUAAGGAAGCAGUUUUUUUCCCCCCGCCGUGUCAGUUGCUUGUUUAGGAGGAGGAGGAGGUGGUGUCUUCGGUUGAGGACAAUUCGAGACAAUUCUAGGCCGAUGCUUGUCAUGAUUUUUAGAACGUAAUCUGAGUAACGGAUAAGAUUAUAGACGAAGGGAGAGAUACGAGAGAGACGCGUUUGUCGCGCUACAAAUAGAGCGCUUUGUCUCGAACGUCUUUGCGGAUUUGUUUACUUCAUGACAAUGAUAAUCGGUUCUUUCGUACGAUGUAUUCAACAUCAUGUUAUAAGCGUGUCACACAAAAGUGAAGGUAGCGCUGCAUUAGGCAAAGCUUAAGUUGACUUGGCUAAUUUUCUCGGACGUAUGUGAUGACUAUAUUAGUUCUGAUAUUAGAUUUGUACCGACGAAACUGACGGACACGUUCAUUGAAUCUGGGAGGCGGUUAGGUUUAUCUCGGUUAACGGCGAAUCGAAUACGAGCAGGAAGAAUCUAACGAACGAGUGUGGUAUAGGUAAACAAGAGGAAGUACGACGACGAACAUUAAUAAUAAACUUUUAAUAAGUUUGAAGUUAAGAGUAGGCAAUAGGACUGUACUGAAAUUUUGUGUGUAUGUCGUGUGCGUAGUCUGUACGUGUAGGAAAAUAUUAUAUCCUUUCUCUCUCUCUCUCUCUCACUUCUGCACAAAGUGACAACCCUUUACGAUGUAUGCUAUUGUCACAAUACGUGACUCACGCAGAAAAUAGGAACAAGAUAUUUAUAACUCGAUGAUUUGGAUGCUUGGUGAUCCCGACGUGGAGUAAGUGCACGUGUUAACGUUUUGUUUUUCUAACACAUUAUAAAUCGGUUAGUUUCAUUUGCAGAAUUUCGUGCGACCCAAGUUAAAAAAAAAACUUUUCAACUUUCAGAUGUUGUCCCCUCAUUCAAGUGAAUUUCUUCUGACUUGUGUAGAUUUUCUGUUCUAUAUUUUUGAAUGAUCAUUGAAUAAAGCGAACAUGUGUACGACAA
Wasmannia auropunctata (little fire ant) is the source of this 4101-nucleotide messenger RNA. It is a transcript of the gene Zn72D, whose product is annotated as zinc finger RNA-binding protein. Gene Ontology annotation, molecular function: double-stranded RNA binding; zinc ion binding; single-stranded RNA binding. NCBI's taxonomy places the organism in Eukaryota, Metazoa, Arthropoda, Insecta, Hymenoptera, Formicidae. The record is from RefSeq and is a predicted model, not a curated record. The transcript is spliced from 11 exons. Bases 74 to 3043 code for a protein of 989 amino acids. Gene Ontology annotation, cellular component: precatalytic spliceosome.